Molecule: messenger RNA, 2630 nt
Organism: Salarias fasciatus (jewelled blenny)
Lineage: Eukaryota; Metazoa; Chordata; Actinopteri; Blenniiformes; Blenniidae
Product: zinc finger protein 260-like
Exons: 5
Coding region: 28-2139 (703 amino acids)
Source: RefSeq, a predicted model, not a curated record
GGAAACAUUUCUCCUCCUGCAGCAACAAUGACUUCAGUUCAGGCUUUAAGAGAGUUUAUCAGCGAGAGACUAACUGCUGCUGCUGGAGAAAUCUUCACCGCGUUUCUACAAACUAUCGUCCCCUUCGAGGAGGAGAUUGACCGACAGAGAAAACUGCUGCAAAUCAGCUCCAAACUGAACAUCAAGUCACACAGAACAGAGAGUCCACAGCAGCACAUUGGUGAGCAGAAGAGCAGCUCCAGUGUGGAGCAGGAGGAACAUGAAGCUCCACACAUUAAAGAGGCGUCUGUUCCUGAUGGUGAAGGUGACGAUUCCCACCACUCUGAGAGAGACUGGAGCAGCCAGAGACUGACUGCUGCUGCUGUGGAGAUCUGCACCCUGUUUGAACAAGCUAUUGUCCGGAGCCAGGAGGAGGUGGAGCGUCAGCACAGACUGCUGGAGACCAUCUGGAAACCUCAGAUCAAGUUACACAGAGCAGAGCUCCAACAGCACCAUGACUGUAGAGUGGAGCAGAGGAACUGGGACUCUGAAGUCCAUGAUGGAAGAAAACAGAAUGACUCAGAAUCAGCUGUAAAUGCAGAGCUGGAAAAAAGCAGCAUAUUUCAUAGUGACGGAGUGGAGAACUUUCCUGAGUCAGAGAAGCAGGCUGGAUGUGAAAAGAUUCUUUGUGAGGAAACAUGUGGUGAAACUGUCCGAAAAAAGUCCGAAAAAACUGUCACUGAGAAGAAGAAGUUUAGUUGUGAAUUCUGUGGUAAAGGUUGUACCUAUCAGAGUCAAUUCUUGAUUCACAUGAGAACUCACACAGGUGAGAGGCCGUAUUCUUGUGAAACAUGUGGGAAAAGUUACAGUCAACAGAAUGCUUUGUUGCGUCACAUGAGAACUCACACCGUUGAGAAACCUCAUUGUGAGACAUGUGGCAAAAGUUUUAGACUUAGGAAGAGUUUGCUGAGACACAUGCGACGUCACACAGGCGAGAAGCCUCAUACUUGUGAGACAUGUGGGAAAAGUUUCACUAAAAACCAUGCUUUAAAGUGUCACAUGCUAAUUCACACAGGUGAGAAGAUGUAUUGUUGUGAGACAUGUGGGAAAUUUUUCAGUACAUACAGUAAUUUGUUGAGCCACAUGACAACUCACACAGACGAGAAGCCGUAUUCUUGUGAGACAUGUGGCAAAUCUUUCCGUCAACGGAAUAUUUUGCUGCGUCACAUGAGAAGUCACACAGAUGAGAAGCCGUAUUCAUGUGAGACAUGUGGCAAGUCUUUCCGUCAACGGAAUAUUUUGCUGGGUCACAUGAGAAGUCACACAGGUGAAAAACCAUAUUCUUGUAAAAUAUGUGGGAAACGUGUCGCUACAAAUAGAAGUUUGUUGCAUCACAUGCAAACUCACACAGGUGAGAAGCCAUAUUCAUGUGAGACUUGUGGCAAACAAUUCAGUCGACAGAGAACUUUGCGGGAUCACAUGAGAACUCACACAGCUGAGAAACUGUAUUCUUGUAGAAUAUGUGGGAAAAGUGUCACUACACAUAGGAAUUUGUUGCGUCACAUGGGAACUCACACAGGUGAGAAGCCGUAUUCUUGUGAAACAUGUGGGAAAAGUUUCAGUCAGAAGAGUGCUAUGUUGCGUCACAUGCAAAUUCACACAGGUAGGAAGUCUUAUUCUUGUCAAACAUGUGGGCAAACUUUCACUAAGCAGGUUCAAUUCUUGCGACACAACAGAGCUCACACAGGUGAGAAGCUAUAUUUUUGUGAAGUCUGUAGAAAAAGUUGCAUGUGUCAGAGUGAAUUGUUGGUCCACAUGAGAAGUCACACAGGCGAGAAGCCAUAUUCUUGUAAAACAUGUGAGAAAAGUUUCAGUCUGAGGGGUAAUUUGUUGGUUCACAUGAGAAUUCACACAGGUGAGAAGCCACAUUCCUGUCAAACAUGUGGGAAAAGUUUUAGUGAUAAGAGUUCUUUGUUGGUCCACUUGAAAAUUCACACAGGUGUGAAGCCACAUUCUUGUAAAACAUGCGAGAAAAGUUUCAUUAGACGGAGUCAUUUGUUGCGUCACAUCAGAACUCACACAGGUGAGAAACCGUCUUCUUGUGAAACAGGAAAGUUUCCGUCGUCGUCAGUCAUUGCAGCAACAUGUGGAAGCUCAUAAAGAGAUGAACUCCAGUUGUUCUUCAGGAAGUUCAUCUCAAACCAGAAAUCACAAGUCUUCAUCCAUUUUAAAGGAAAUGUCUCUGUUGAGGCUGAGCCUCAGGAAAAGGAAGGUUUCUUAUUUGUCCCCCGAAUGGUUGGAAUGUGGGCGGGUUGUGACACGGGGACACGAUGGAAACGUGUUGCUCUCCUCCGGCUGUUGCUCCUCAGCGGCAAGUGAAGCUGUGAGCCUCCACUCGGUGGUAUAGCUGGGAAAAGCUUCUCAUCCUGAACAGCACCCCCCCACCCCCUGACUCUGUGUGUGGAAAGCAAAGUUCUUAGUAAAUAUCUGUAGAUGUGACAGCACAAUCUUAACACCCUGUGUUAUGUGUGUUGGGGAACAAGCAAUGAACUUUGCGAAUGUUUCAGCACCCCCUCCUCCUUUUCUCUCUGGCCCAUAGAGAGAAAGACCCCCCCACCCCCAGACGCGCACAUGGUGCUGGCUGGUUGUUC